Messenger RNA from Oldenlandia corymbosa var. corymbosa, 1991 nucleotides. Lineage: Eukaryota; Viridiplantae; Streptophyta; Magnoliopsida; Gentianales; Rubiaceae. The record is from the annotation of a GenBank genome assembly.
CUCCUACGGCCUUUACACUUUACAGGAAGACCCCCCAACCCAACUCACCUCACGUCUCUGUCCUAUAUAUAUCUUCAAUCCCUCCUCCAAAUUCGUCCCAUCAUUUUCCCCUUCCACAAUUCUUCCUUCCAGGUCCCUUUAAUCGUUAAUAAUAAUCUCUGGGUUUUUUUUCUUAAUCCCUUUUUGUUUGUUUGUUCGUAACCAUGGCUUUCUUCAAGCCAUUAAUAUGUCUGUUCUUGGCGUUACUGGCCGUUUCGUCUGCUCUGGACAUGUCCAUUAUCGAUUACAACAGGAAUCAUCGUAUUGGUGGCGCCGGCGACGACGAGACGGUGGUCAGAGCUUUGUACGAGUCAUGGCUUGUAAAGCAUGGCAAGGCUUACAAUGCCCUUGGCGAGAAAGAGAGAAGAUUUGAGAUUUUCAAAGAUAAUCUCCGGUAUAUCAAUGAACACAACGCCGACGAGAGCCGUAGUUAUAGAUUGGGUUUGAACCGUUUUGCGGAUCUGACCAAUGAGGAGUACCGCCGUAUGUAUUUGGGUGGCCGGAUGAAUAGGGCCGGUCGGCUAUUGUCUGCUCGUGCUAACGGCAGGUACGCUUUCCGGGCCGGCGACGCACUUCCGGCUUCCGUUGACUGGAGAGCUAACGGCGCCGUCACUGCGGUCAAGGAUCAAGGCCAGUGUGGGAGCUGCUGGGCUUUUUCAACCAUUGGAGCUGUUGAAGGAAUCAAUCAGAUUGCAACUGGGGAAUUGAUCUCCCUCUCCGAGCAAGAGCUGGUUGAUUGUGACAGAGCCUAUAACCAGGGUUGCAAUGGAGGUUUGAUGGAUUAUGCCUUUGAUUUCAUCAUACAAAAUGGUGGUGUUGAUACUGAGGAAGAUUAUCCUUACCGUGCUCGUGAUGGCACUUGUGAUAAAAACAGGAGAAAUGCCCGUGUUGUGUCAAUUGAUGUUUACGAGGACGUGCCUACUAAUGAUGAGAAGUCCUUACAGAAAGCUUUGGCACAUCAGCCUAUCAGUGUUGCCAUUGAAGCAGGAGGCAGAGCUUUCCAGCUUUACCAAUCGGGUGUCUUCACUGGACAAUGUGGAACACAACUAGAUCACGGGGUCGUUGCGGUUGGGUAUGGUACAGAAAAUGGUGUAGAUUACUGGAUUGUGAGGAAUUCAUGGGGACCAGCUUGGGGAGAGGAAGGCUAUAUCAGGCUCGAGCGAAACCUUGCCAAUGUCACCACCGGGAAAUGUGGUAUUGCCAUUGAGGCCUCUUAUCCUGUGAAGACCAGUCCUAACCCUCCCAAGCCUGAACCUUCCCCUCCCUCUCCCGUAAAACCUCCAACCGUUUGCGACGACUACUACUCAUGCCCUGAGGGAACCACAUGCUGCUGCGUCUACGAGUACGGUCACUAUUGCUUUGGCUGGGGUUGCUGUCCUCUUGAGGCUGCUACUUGCUGCGACGAUCACUCGAGCUGCUGCCCACAAGAAUAUCCUGUUUGCGAUGUUGAAGCCGGAACUUGCCUAAUGGUAAUUCAGUCUAUUCUCAUAUUCAUUAAAUUUCGAUUAGUAAAACCAUUCAAUUUAACACUAGUAGAUUAUAAUGCCUGUUCAACUUGCAUUAAGAGGAUUCUUAAACUUUUAAAUUUGAACUUGCAGAGCAAGAACAAUCCAAUGAGCGUUGCAGCAUUGAAGAGGAGCCGAGCUAAAUUUAACCUGGGCCGUGUGUUUGGAAGGAAGAUUAGCCAUCCUUGAGAUAUUCUUUGAUUUCCUUACCUGGUGAUCUGGAAGGAAGAUUGUGGAGGGUUUUAUAUUUGCAUAUUUAAUAUUUAUUAGGCUAGACUUUUCACCUUGGGUUGAUAACAUCAUCCUCAAUCCAUCAUCCUUUGUAAAUAGUAAUCAUGAAACUGGAAGCCUUUUACUUUUAUAUUAUUUACAUCUAAAACUACGAUUUGUGGGUUGUACAUAUUAAAAUUGUUGGAUUAUUUGCUCUUUUAAGUUCUUAUUGUCUCC